Gongylonema pulchrum is the source of this 480-nucleotide messenger RNA. The record is from the annotation of a GenBank genome assembly. NCBI's taxonomy places the organism in Eukaryota, Metazoa, Nematoda, Chromadorea, Rhabditida, Gongylonematidae.
AUGUUGUCGUGUUCGUCCAGUUGUUACGAUAUGGAUUUCAAGACAAAUCGUGAUAUUGUAGCGGAUUGCAUCGAGCACUGUAACAAGCCCGUGAGGAACAUAUCAAAUUUUAUGCAAAAUGAACUCGACACUUUACAGUGUUUGUGUGAAUUUCAGGCCCAGUUGAAUCGUUGUGCGUUAACCUGUUAUGAUAAGGCUUAUCAGAAAUACGGCCCAGAUCCAGCCACCUAUAAUGCAACGGAGAAAAAAGCAUACAAUAAGCAAAUUGAAAGGUUUGUAACUUUCGUCGGAUUACCUCUGCACGUGAAACAAAGGCAUGCUUGUGAAGUUAAUUUACCGAAUUCUAGAAUUAAAAUUGUGAAGCGAGAACAUGAUUGUAACAAUUUCAGCUGUAUCUGUGCAUGCGUGGAUGAUCACAUCAAACUACUUCCAAAUAUACGAAAACGGAUAGUGGAUACGAUCAAGCGAGAGAAGGAAUGA